This is a messenger RNA of Bathycoccus prasinos, 1074 nucleotides long. RefSeq lists its product with no specific name. Lineage: Eukaryota; Viridiplantae; Chlorophyta; Mamiellophyceae; Mamiellales; Bathycoccaceae. The transcript has a single exon. The coding region runs from base 1 to 1074 and encodes 357 amino acids. The record is from RefSeq and is a predicted model, not a curated record.
AUGAAGAGGUACCUCCUCGCGCAACGACGCCUUCUUCGGGCGGCGCUCUCCUCGACUACAGAAGAGGGGCAUCGCCAUCUGACGAUACGGAAUAAUGUCAAUAUUCUUGCGCCUUCACGACAACGAGGUAUGAGGAACUCAUUUAAGACGGAGACGACAACAACGACGACGCCCAUGAUGAAGCAGGAGCAACACCAGCAGCAACACCAGCAGCAGCACGACAAUCACCUUCUUAUGAACACGAUGAGCGCCGAAGCGUCCGGGGAGAAGACGCUCAAAAACGAUGCGGAAGAAGAGGAGGAAGAGGAGGAGGAGGAAGAGGAGGAGGAGGAGGAGGAGGAGGAGGAGGAAAUAAUCAAAGAGGGGAUGAGAGAGGAAAGAGUCUUAACGCAAGAAGAAAAUCGGUUUAUAGACGUGGACGAAGACAAAGACGAUAUAAAAACAAAAGCGAGUAAUGAUGACCCGUAUCGACGUCUCACUCAUUUAUAUUAUACGCUCGAACGGUUGCAGUACCAGUUUCCUUUGCAUUACCGACACCCUAUUUCAAAACAUUGGGAACUGGUCGACAAAACGUUCAAAGUCACCGAGGAAUAUUCGAAGUUGAGUCCGCCUAAAAGAAAGCACGUGUGGUUGAAUACGGUUUCAAUUCUCUCCAGAUUGGCAUUUCACGAAAACGGAUACAGAAACCAUAUAAUUUUCGAUGAUCCACCAUGGGGAGCAGAGAAACAAAGUCAAUUCGAGACAAGGGUAAAAUUUAAAGUCUGCGCCGCGCACGCUGUGACGAACAUUCUGUUUUUUUUUGUGUGCCCGUCCCUUUUCUUUGGAACGGAAAUAUUGUUGCGCCCGGAAGGUGUGGACGGAUUCCCUCAAAUGCAAAAUUUGGCAAAGGUUUUGAACGAGACGUUUCCUUCAGUCUUUGAGAAUGGCCUCACCGAGUUUUUUGCCGGAGUAGCCGCAGUUCUUACCUAUGUGUUCCGUAAUCAAACGGAAAAAGUGUAUCUUACUUUUGCGAGUUUUUCUGCAUCCUUCCGCAACGCGGAUAUGAUGAAACGUAUUUUACAAAUCAAGUUGUAA